Messenger RNA from Daldinia childiae, 753 nucleotides. RefSeq names its product Protein AIM2. The record is from RefSeq and is a predicted model, not a curated record. Bases 1 to 753 code for a protein of 250 amino acids. The transcript is spliced from 3 exons. NCBI's taxonomy places the organism in Eukaryota, Fungi, Ascomycota, Sordariomycetes, Xylariales, Hypoxylaceae. Gene Ontology annotation, molecular function: hydrolase activity.
AUGGCUUCAAAUCCUCCUGGAGACUGCUGCGUCAAGGGUGUCAAGCACGAGGGCACGCCCACAGGUGUAGACAUCAAUGUAGGCAUACACCAGGCCUACCUAGCUACUCCCGAUCCAUCUACUGCCAAAGACGCUGCUAUCCUGUUUAUCCCCGACGUCAUCAGCAUCUGGCAGAAUAGCAGGUUAAUGGCUGAUCAAUAUGCCGCCAAUGGCUAUCUUACCCUCAUCAUUGACCCUUUUAAAGGCGACGCCUUAUCGCUGAACCGCCCCGAUGGUUUCGAUUUCGUAUCUUGGCUGUCUAAGGGUUCUACUGGCGACAAUCCCCACACUAAGGAGGCUGUCGAUCCUAUUAUUGAAGCUGCUAUUCAGUACCUCACGAUUGUGAAGGGUUUCAAGAAGCUGGGAGCCGUCGGGUACUGCUUCGGAGCAAAGUACGUCGCCCGUCACUUCAAGAACGGUAUCCAGGUUGGCUUUAUGGCGCACCCGUCCUUUGUUGAUGAGGAUGAGCUUGCAGGAUUCAAGGCACCGCUAUCUAUCGCGGCCGCUGAGACAGAUCAGAUCUUCCCGGCCGACAAGCGACACAGGUCUGAAGAAAUCCUAGCUCAAGGCGGAUUACCCUACCAGAUCAACUUGUACUCGCAGGUGGUCCAUGGAUUUUCAGUCCGUUGUGACACUAGUAAAAAGAAUGAGCGCUUCGCUAAGGAGCAGGCUUUCCUGCAGGCUGUGACCUGGUUCGAUAAUUGGCUGCUAUGA